AUCACUCCUAACCUAUAUUAUACAGCCUCUUGACGAACUUAAUAUUGUCAAGCUUUACUUAUUUUACACCAUUUCCACAAAAAAAUGACCAAUGAUGUAUCCAAGAAGAAGGGGAAAAGUUCGAGUGAGAAAAAGGCGAAGAGAAAGGCCAAGCGGAGAGAGACUUACGCGAUGUACAUCUAUAAAGUUUUGAAACAGGUCCAUCCGGACACGGGGAUUUCUAGCAGAGCCAUGAGCAUCAUGAACUCCUUCGUGAAUGACCUGUUUGAGAGGAUCGCCACGGAAGCGUCCCGCCUGGCUCAGUACAAUAAACGCUCCACCAUCACCAGCAGAGAGGUGCAAACCGCGGUGAGGCUGCUGCUGCCCGGCGAGCUGGCCAAACACGCCGUGUCUGAAGGCACCAAGGCUGUCACCAAGUACACCAGCUCCAAGUGAAGACCUCCACACACUCCAGUUUAUUAUUUCAAACAUGUGCAUCAGUGACUUUGUAAACUGGUUGGUUUCAAUAAACGCACG
Toxotes jaculatrix (banded archerfish) is the source of this 516-nucleotide messenger RNA. RefSeq lists its product as uncharacterized. NCBI's taxonomy places the organism in Eukaryota, Metazoa, Chordata, Actinopteri, Toxotidae. The coding region runs from base 85 to 435 and encodes 116 amino acids. Gene Ontology annotation, molecular function: protein heterodimerization activity; DNA binding; structural constituent of chromatin. The transcript is spliced from 2 exons. The record is from RefSeq and is a predicted model, not a curated record. Gene Ontology annotation, cellular component: nucleosome.